Sipha flava (yellow sugarcane aphid) is the source of this 1213-nucleotide messenger RNA. RefSeq lists its product as uncharacterized. The record is from RefSeq and is a predicted model, not a curated record. Lineage: Eukaryota; Metazoa; Arthropoda; Insecta; Hemiptera; Aphididae. The transcript has a single exon. Bases 134 to 1102 code for a protein of 322 amino acids.
GUUACCAAACGAAGCACGCGCAAAAUAAGACACGUCGUUGGUGGAAAGUCGAGUGGUAAUCAGUUGUUCGCCUUUUGGUGUUUAACCGUAGCGCAGUAAUUCUGUACGCAUAUCCGUUUAAAUCUUGAUUCCAAUGUACUUAUCACCGCACUUUUGGUUGACCGUGGUCGUGAUCGCACCAUGCGGUUUAGGCUUACCGAUUAAGACGCAGAUUCAUGACAUAGUGAAAGAAAUACUUUUCGAGGACUUACUGUUCCAGGACAUAUUGUCGGAAAGGAUUAAACUGAACGCCAGUAACUUGGCACCAUGGAUCAAGGAAUCGCUGGAGAACAUCGACGAUCUGGACCCGCUAGUCGCUCUGCACAAGCUGUCAAAACCCACGAAAUACUAUUCGGGCCAAGCGCUGGCUGCGAGCACCAACAUUUUAAGUACGGCGUUGAAAUGUUUGUUGUUCAAGCGUAUAGCCGUUCACGUGACGCUGACCAGUAGGAUGCUGGUACUUCAAACCGAGAAAAGCUUGAACCGAAUAAGGCUCCUGGUGUUCACGAACCUGAUACCAUCUAGCGUGGACAUAUUGAUGACCGUAAAGAACGAUAAGUAUAUGGAGUUGUUAAGUUUGUUUGACAAAAUCAACGGAAUUUUGUCCCAGAGCGACGAAGAUAUCGCGAAACAAGAGAACCUCGAUGGCCUGGACAAAGAGUUAACGGCGGUCAAUCAAUCCAUCGAGUCGUCUUGUACACAAAAAGAUAUGUCCGUCUAUUUCAAACAGCUUAACAUCGCGACACAGGGUGACUUGGAUAAGUAUCCGGAAAUUUUUUCUGAUAAAAAAAUAUCGGAAACUGUCCCACUCGAGACCAUUGACGCGUGGAUCAAAGAAAACGAAAACGAUGUAUUGGAUUUGUUUGAUUUAUUGGAUUCGGUGAGAACCAUGAGUGUGAGUACGUGGAAGAGUUUUUUGAAUCACGCCAAUAUACCGACUGGCAAAGACUUUCAGAGAAGAAACCCACCUAGCUAUCGCGAUGAAAUACGAAAAAUUUUAUCGAACAGAUUCCAAAUUACAGCUGAAGGUGUUUCUAAGAGAGUUGAUUUACCUCAAAAAUAAGUAUAUGUUUCAAAAUAGUGACAAUGAGUUCAAGUUUCUAAAAAUAACAUUGAUUACGCCGAAAUUGAAAUGGUAUUUAGUAAUUAUUUAAUAAUUAUUUUACACUGAAUU